GUGGAGAACUGGACGUGCGCGUACUGCGCGAGCUCGAAGACGACGCUGGCGGACGUCGGCGUGUUUGAACACGAACGCAAGCGCGUCAGGGCGUACGCGGGGUACGAUGGGACGCUGAAGAGAGGCGUGGUCGCGUUUCGAGGGACCGAACCGAGCUCGUUGUAUAAUUGGGUGGAGAAUUUGGACGCGGCGCACUCGACGCUGCCGACGGCGAAGGCGAAGGACGGCGUCGGGAGAGUGCACAGCGGAUUUCAAGACGCGUACGAGAGCGUGCGGAAGGGGUUGAUAUCGCACAUGAUCAAGCUGAGGACGAAUUACGAUGGGAUGUGGCGACAUUUUGAGGUGGAGAUCACGGGACAUUCGCUGGGGGGGGCGCUGAGCACGCUUUUGGCGGUGGAGCUCGAGGCGCUCGGAUUUCGAAUCGCGCGCGUGACGACGUUCGGGUCGCCGCGCGUGGGAGAUUGGCGCUUUGCCGAUUAUUACGACGAAAAGCUCGGUGAUCGAACGCAUCGAUUCACGCACGCGCACGAUGCGGUACCGAGCCUACCGCCCAGGUUGCUCGGGUACCAUCACGUCGCCACGGAGGUGUUUCAAAACGCCGAGGGCGAGUACGUCGUCGGCGACGGUAGCGGCGAAGAUCCGAACGGUAGCGAUUCCGAGUGGACGCACGCUUCGCUCUCCGAUCACCUCACGUACCUCGGU
This is a messenger RNA of Ostreococcus lucimarinus CCE9901, 702 nucleotides long. RefSeq lists its product with no specific name. The record is from RefSeq and is a predicted model, not a curated record. The transcript has a single exon. Gene Ontology annotation, biological process: lipid metabolic process. NCBI's taxonomy places the organism in Eukaryota, Viridiplantae, Chlorophyta, Mamiellophyceae, Mamiellales, Bathycoccaceae. The annotation marks the transcript as partial.